This is a messenger RNA of Ascochyta rabiei, 2874 nucleotides long. RefSeq lists its product as uncharacterized. Lineage: Eukaryota; Fungi; Ascomycota; Dothideomycetes; Pleosporales; Didymellaceae. The transcript has 2 exons. The record is from RefSeq and is a predicted model, not a curated record. The coding region runs from base 1 to 2874 and encodes 957 amino acids.
AUGAGUGUGGAGCCGGAAUAUCACCUGAAGCAUACCAACGUAUCACGACCCCAGCUGUCACACUCGAGCUCACAACGCAGCAUUGCCGCAUCUCAAGCCGCAUCAGAAGGCUACUACAGCGCCUCCGAACACAACUCGAGCGACAGUGACGAACGAAAGCGUCUCUAUCAAACACCCACUACUCGCACACCCACACGAAGUCAUGAACAGUUGCAGACAUAUAACCAAGCCCCGGUAACAUCUCUCAGAGGCGUGGGCAUCCCAAGGGGCCAGCUCCAGCAGCCUCACGCAGCACAUCUUCAAGGUCGUCCCAUCUCCACAAUCACAGAAGAGAGACGAUCGAUGGACACCAGGCGGCGGUCCACCAUGGACUCGGAAUCGCAGGCUACGACACCUGGCCAAGACACAACUCCAUAUAUCCGUUUCGCUAUCGACCAGCUCACUCGAGAUGAGGAAGUUCGGGGAUCACGAGUGUACCCUGAGAUUCGACAGCGCGACGAAGAAGACUACCCUGUUGAGAGGAUAAUAUCAGAUGAUGGCCUGGGCUACAUGGCGCAAGAGCAGGAGACACAGAGAAGGAUGUCAGAGCACAUGUUGCCAACUUCUCAAAGACACUCGAAACGUCAUUCCAUUCCUCGAAAGCCAGUGGCUGCGCCACAGAACGUGCAGUUCUCAUCACCAGCUCCAGCAUAUGAGUCGCCCGCUCGCACACGACAACAAGCUCAGUACUACCAGCACCAAACACCAACACAAGCGCAAGCAGAACCGCUGCUACACGAUGACCCCCGCGUGCAGUACCCACAAGCCUCGGCCUUCAGUGCAGACAAGGAUGUUUUUGUAGCACACAAUCUCGAGUAUCUGCCACUCCACUUUGUUCCUGCUAUUCUCCGCCCUGUCUGGCUGGGCAUUUUCAUCUUCCUCUGUUUCCUCAUGCUGGCUGGUCUAAUUGCGUCUGCUGUCCUGUCGUUGCGAGAUGGCGGCAACGGGCUGUGGAACUACAACAGCUUUGGCGACGGACGCUACUUUGUCUUCGAAUAUCUUCCUACACUACUCGGCAUGCUCGUCUUCCUCUGGCUCAUCCAGAUCCAGACCGCUCUGCAGAGGGUCAUACCGUUUCUGUCGAUGGCAUCGGAUUCUUUCCACCAUCGCUCUGAAGCCGUCUUUCUCGAGCUGCACCCCAUGCAGUUUCUGCUACCCAGGACCGAGCACUUUCGGGCGGGCCAUCCAGCCAUUGGGACGUGCUACAUCAUCUUUUGGCUUUUCGCGUGGACAAUACCCCUUCUUGCGGCUUCUUUCAACGUUCGCUACGAUGUGGCGGGGUCCGUAUGGCGAUGGGUCGCCGUACAAGGCAUCAUCUGGACCGUCGUCGCUCUGUACAUACUGCUUGUUGUUGCUUUGGUCACUGUGUUGACCACCCUGCGCAGACCGACUGGCCUGCGAUGGGACCCGCGAUCUCUUGCCGACAUCAUCGCGCUUCUCGAGCGCUCCAACGUCAUGGCCGAAUACGAGGGUUCUGAGACGUUCGCCAAAGGCGACUGGGAUCAGCUGCGCAACCGCGCCGACCGCAUUGGGUACUGGAGCACGUCGAACCGCGCCAAUGACAUCUUCUACGGCAUUGGCGAAGAGAACGGGGAGACACGUCGCUUCUCGGUCGAAGACGGUCGUAUUCGAGAGAAGGUGUCUGAUCGAGCGUACCCCGAGCAAACGCACAAUGACGGCCCAGCCGACUUCCACAUUCGAACAGACAUCCGCAGUCCAGCGGUCCGUCUGCGCUUCCUACCCUGGUACCUGAAAGAUGGUGCGGUCAUUGCCUACAUCGUGGUUGGCAUUGUGCUCCUCGUUGCCUUUUACACUGUGAGCUACGUCAACAGCGCCGUUCGUCUUGGUUUCCUUCCUGCGGUCACAGCACGCACAAAUGCGGCUGGCUUCUCGACAUCGAACUUCCUAUACUCGUUUGUCCCCGCCGUUAUUGGACAGUUCCUGUUUCUUGCUAUUCUGUCUGUGGACUACUCGCGCCGCACGCUCCAACCAUACAUGGCAUUGUCCUCCAAGGGAGGAGCAACAGCUGAAGCCUCUCUCCUCCUCGACUACCCCUGCCGACUCCCGCUGUCCGUCACGCUCGCGGCGCUCCUAAACCGACACUUUGCCACGGCGCUCCUCUCCUUCAUCUCCCUGUGCAGCAUCACCAUCCCCGUCCUAGCCGGCGGCUGUUUCUGGACGCAGUACUACGGCAACGACAACGCCGUGCGCGUCUCAGCCGACCUGCCGGGCUACUACGCACUAUGUUUCUUCCUCGCACUCUACAUACUUGGGCUGCUCGCGCUGCUCCCCGGGCGCAAACGCGCAGCAUUACCGCACCGAAGCAACAACCUCGCCGAGACCAUCAGCUGGAUCUACCAAUCCCCAAUCCUCAGCGACCGGGCCUUCAACCGCCCGCAAACCAAGCCCGAGCUCGUCACCAAGCUCAUGGGGACCGGCUACACAGAGCGCACGUUUUCGCAAUCCGUGCGCUCGCUGGUAGCAGCCCGCGGCGACUCUCCCACAGAUCCCGCGCUGAGCAACGAAAAGAAAACGCGCCUUGUCGGCACCCCGCAGCGCGACAGCAUCUCGCACCCAGGCGCAACGCGCUACGGCUUCGGCAUCUACGUCGGCCGCGACGGCCUCGAGCACCUAGGCAUCGACCGCGUGCACCGCCGCGAGCGCCCCACGGGCCUCGUCAUCUGGGAGGAGCAGCAGGCGCAUCCGAAGAGCAAGAGUAAGCGGGGCGGGAAGAAGAGCGGGAGCGGGAGCGGGAACGGGAGCGGGAGCAGGAGCAGGAGCAGGAAAGCCAAGCGUGAUGCGAGGCAGGGCAGCGAGGGCGAGCGGAUGGUGUGA